Phragmites australis (common reed) is the source of this 2030-nucleotide messenger RNA. RefSeq names its product protein gamma response 1-like. Gene Ontology annotation, biological process: double-strand break repair via homologous recombination; DNA double-strand break processing involved in repair via single-strand annealing. The transcript has 3 exons. Gene Ontology annotation, molecular function: Y-form DNA binding; double-strand/single-strand DNA junction binding; single-stranded DNA binding. Lineage: Eukaryota; Viridiplantae; Streptophyta; Magnoliopsida; Poales; Poaceae. The record is from RefSeq and is a predicted model, not a curated record. Gene Ontology annotation, cellular component: site of double-strand break. The coding region runs from base 112 to 1620 and encodes 502 amino acids.
AACAUUUGAAAACUUUCUCACAUUUCGGAGCGAAACGAGCGCGGGCGGUGGCCGGCGGCGAGGAAGGCGACUGCUAGGGUUUACCCCGCCGCCGAAACGGAUCCCUGAGAGAUGGAGGGGAAGGUGGUGGGCAUCGAUCGCGGUGGCGCCAGCGGCGAUGCGGCGGAUGAUCUCAAGUACAUCUCCGGGCUGAGCACCAUUCUCGUGGCCACCAUCCAGGAGGUGAAGGACCGGGUCUCCCAGAUGGAGUUCAUCUUCUGCAGCCAGCUUUUCCCGCACUUCCAGGCCAAGAGCAAGCUCCUCCAGGCGCGUCUUGCUGACGCCGACGCGGUGAAGGCCAGUGAGGACGAGUGGAGGAAGAGGGAGGCCGGUUUGGUGAGCCAGCUGGAGGAGCUGAGCCGCGGGAAGCGGGACGCGGAGGAACGUCUCCUGCGGAUGGGGAGUUCUCUCGAGGAGACAAAGGGGAAGCUCGUGGAUGCGGAGCGAGUGAUUGCGAGGCGUGAGGCUGACAAGAAGCAAAUUAUGGGGAGGCUGGAGGAGGAGAUGAGGAAAGGUGAGGUGGUUCGUCGGCUCGAGAGGGAGAUUGAGGAGAAGGCUGCUGAGUUGGCUAAGGGGAGAGAGGUGCAUCAGCGGCUGUUGCAGCAGGUUGAGAUGAAGGAUAAGGAUCUGAUUAUUGAGCAGAGUAAGCGGAGGGACUUGAUAGAGGAUUACACUCAGCUGAAGACGAACUACAAGCAUUUGAAGUCUCAGUACACUUUUCUUCUCGGGAAGAUUAACCAGAAUGAAGGCUCCAAGUUUCCUGUAGGCAUUCCUGUAGAUGGAAAAAGUUUUGAAAGUUCUCCGAGUAAGAGAAAGAUCAAAGAUUUGGAGAACACAAGCAAGGAGAGCAUCCAGGAAGUUUCCAAGACAAGAGACCUGAAGAACGACUCUACUUCAUGUGCCAAAGCCCAAGCUGCCCAACAUGCUAGUUCAGUCAGGAGUCCAUUCAGUAACUCCCGCCUUGCUCUACCAUCUCGCCCAACUAAUCAACUGCCAAAUAAAGCUGCCAGCAAUUCAAAACUGGAAGCUUUAUCCAGUGUCACCAGCCCAAGUCUACACUGGAGAGAGACUCGUGCACGGAAAGAACCAGGUGUUGCUGAUCCACAUGAUGAUUUCCUUGAUACACCUCUGGAGGCUGUCAAAAAUACUAUCAGGAAUCAUACAACUCCAGAAGAAGCACAAGCUCUUGCCGCCUCUCCUCCUCAAGACAUGGAAUUCAACAAUUCAGAUGAUGAAACUCAAGAUAUGAAUAUUGCAAAUCAAGGGCUCAAGAACAUUCCCAACAUGCUGGUUCCCAAGCAGCAAAACAAGAUAUCAAUACAGCCAUCGAAGAAAGAUUUCAAAUACAGAGAAUCUGUAAGAAAGAAAGCUGAUCGGGAGAACUUGAAAGGUGUCGAGUGCAAGCAGUGCAAGAAGUUCUAUGAUGCUGUUCUUCCUGAUGGCCGUGUAAAUGGUGAUGGUGUGGGCUCUACAAGCUUGAAAUGUGAGCAUCAUGAUGGUGUAUCCAGACAUCGAUACAGGUAUGCCCCACCUUUGACACCAGAAGGGUUUUGGAACAUUGGAUUUGAAUCAGAAAUGUAGAACAUGAAGUAAUAGGCCCUUCAUUAGUGUGCACAGUAUCCUAUCAUAACAUAGGUUCUCAGUUGCCCCAAAAUAUUGCAAUGAUGCCUGCAAUAAAUCGCAUGUUGUUGCUCAUGUUGGGGAAAUGUACACCCUAAGGUUGAUGGUAGGCUGUCAAUAUGCUGAAGAUAGAAUGCAAUGUCAAUUUGUUAUGUAAAUUCAGAGAGUUGAACGUUUUUUUGUCAAUCAUGUUGGUCUUUACCAUUUAAAAGCAGCUCUCGUGCUUGUUUAUAAAGAAGGCAGCUGGAUUACAGUUCACAGCAACUAGAAACCUCAAUCCUUGUACCCUGAUGUAUAUUCAUUUGUGAUCCGGUCUUUCAGCUGUUUUCAGUUGCACCAGUAUAUGCCUUAAGCUGCUUAAUCUAGAAUUU